Colletotrichum higginsianum IMI 349063 is the source of this 7701-nucleotide messenger RNA. RefSeq names its product Beta-ketoacyl synthase domain-containing protein. The coding region runs from base 1 to 7701 and encodes 2566 amino acids. Gene Ontology annotation, biological process: secondary metabolite biosynthetic process; fatty acid biosynthetic process. Gene Ontology annotation, molecular function: 3-oxoacyl-[acyl-carrier-protein] synthase activity; fatty acid synthase activity; phosphopantetheine binding. The transcript is spliced from 8 exons. The record is from RefSeq and is a predicted model, not a curated record. Lineage: Eukaryota; Fungi; Ascomycota; Sordariomycetes; Glomerellales; Glomerellaceae.
AUGCCUUUCAUCGACGAGCCCGCCCGUGCCGCAAGCACAAAUCAGCCCAUUGCCAUCAUCGGCAUUGGCCUAAGAGCCCCCGGGGACGCCUCCGACCCGGAGAAGUUCUGGCAGAUGCUCCAGGAUGCUCGCUCUGCGCGCUCCGAGAUCCCCAAGGAUCGCUACAACGUCGAUGGAUUCUACCAUCCCGACCCCGAACGGCUGGGCAGCAUCCAGCAGAGACACGCUCACUUCCUGAAGCAAGACUUCAAGGUCUUUGACGCACCCUUCUUCUCCGUCACCCCCAAAGAAGCCAAGGCUAUGGACCCCACGCAACGAAUGCUCCUCGAGGCCGCCUUUGAGAACACAUGGGCUGACUUGAUGGUAGCUGGCCUGAGACUGGAAGACGUCUCAGGAACGCAGACGUCGUGUUACAUCGGAACCUUUACCAACGACUUUGUCAACCUGCAAGCCCAAAGCAACGAGGCGCCCUCCAUCUACCAUGCUACCGGCCUGUCCUCCUCCCUGGCGUCAAAUCGGCUGUCAUGGUUCUACAACCUCAAAGGACCGUCGAUAACCAUUGACACGGCGUGCUCGUCCAGUCUGACGGCCUUCCACCUGGCUUGCCAGAGUAUCCGUAGCGGAGAAUCAGAGAUGAGCAUUGUAGCGGGUGCCAACCUCAUGUUCGGGCCCGACAUGUCGAUCCUCCUCGGCGCGGCCAAGAUCCUAUCGCCCGAGGGCAAGUCCAAGAUGUGGGACGCCAACGCCAACGGGUUCGCCCGCGGAGAAGGGUUCGGCGUCACGAUCCUCAAGCCCCUCGACGCCGCUCUCCGCGACGGAGACACCGUCCGGGCCGUCGUGCUGGCCUCGGCGGCGAACGAGGACGGCAGAACCCCCGGGAUUUCCCUGCCCAACAGCGAGGCCCAGCAGGCCCUCAUCCGCACGGCGUACGAAAACGCCGGCGUCGAUCCCGCCGAGACGGGUUACGUCGAGGCCCACGGCACCGGGACGCAGGCCGGCGACCCGUUGGAAGCCCGGGCCAUCUUGAAGACGAUCGGCGAUCUGCCGGGCCGCACGUCUGAACUCUAUGUCGGUUCAGUGAAGACCAACAUCGGACACUUGGAGGGCGCAGCUGGUGUUGCCGGUAUCAUCAAGGCUGCUUUGGCCGUCGAAAGAGGCCUGAUUCCCCAGAACCUGUGGUUCGAAGAGCUCAACCCCCAGAUCGAGCUCCCGGAUAACGUCAAGAUCCCCACGACUCUCACGGUCUGGCCUCACGGCGGCCCACGACGCGCCAGCAUCAACUCGUUCGGUUUCGGAGGCGCCAACGCCCACGUCAUCAUCGAGGACGCCGCAUCGUACCUCUUCCGCCACGGCCUCCCGGGACGCCACUUCACGACUUCCAACCCGAGGCUCCCUACUGCUCUCUCCAGCGCCGCCAGCGAAAACGGCUCCGACGCGGAGACGACGACGAGCAGCAGCAGCAGCAGCGUCGGCACGGAGGAGCCGCCUGCUUCCAAGCUCAUUGUGCUGUCGUCCAACGACCAGGACGGCGUCAAGCGCAACGUCGAGAGACUGACGACCUACCUGGACAGCAAGACGUCGUCGUCGUCGUCGUCGUCGUGUAAGUCCUCGUUCCUGACGGACCUGGCGUACACGCUCUUCUCCAAGAGGACCACGCUGCCCUGGAAGUCGUUCGCCAUCGCCUCUAGCCCCGCGGGUCUCCGCCAGGGCCUCGAGGAGAUCCCCGCCGUGGUCCGGUCCUCCAACUCGUCCGUGCCGAGGGUGGCCUUCGUCUUCACCGGCCAGGGCGCCCAGUACUUCCGCAUGGGCAAGGGGCUCUCGGCCUACAAGCCCUUCCGGGACAGCGUGCUGCGCUCCGAGCUCGUCCUCAAGUCCCUGGGCUGCCCGUGGACCCUGACCGAGGAGCUGGAGCGCGGCGAGGCGGACUGCAACCUGCGCCGGACCGACUACAGCCAGCCCGCCUGCACCGCCUUGCAGGUCGCCCUCGUCGACCUCAUGAAGGCGUGGGGCGUCAAGCCGGUGGCCGUCGUGGGCCACUCGAGCGGUGAGAUCGCGGCCGCCUACUGCGCCGGCUUCAUCGACCACGAGGCCGCGGUCAAGAUCGCCUGGCUGAGAGGCCAAGUCUCCCAGACCGUCUCCAGGAACGGCGGCAUGCUGGCCGUGUCCGCGAGCGCCGAGAGCGUCGGUGAGCACCUCCGGUCUCUCAAGCUCGGCAAGGCCGUCGUGGGUUGCCUCAACAGCCCCAAGGCCUGCACCGUCUCCGGCGACAACAUGGCCAUCGAGGAGCUCCAGGAGAUCCUGGCCGAGGCGCAGAUUGCGUGCACGCGUCUGCCCAUGGACGUUGCGUAUCACUCGUUCCACAUGGAGGCCGCGAGAGAGAGGUACGAAGCGGCUCUGAAGGGCAUCGCACACGGCUCCUCGGACAUUCCCAUGUUCUCCUCCGUGUCCGGCAAGCUGGUCACCGCCGAGCAGAUGACGCCCUCGUACUGGGUCGACAACCUCGUUUCCCCGGUCAACUUUGUCGGUGCCGUCCGCUCUCUGCUGCACCACACCGAGGGCAAGGCCCGGUCCCACGACAGAACGGCCUUCGCCAGCGUCUUUGUCGAGCUGGGCCCUCACUCGGCUCUCCGGAGCUACCUCCUCGACACCUUCGCCACCGAGGACCGGUUCUCGGACCUCUCGUACGCCACGGCGCUCCGGCGCAAGUUCGACGGCGUGCAGACCGCGCUGGAGGCCAUGGGCCAGCUCUGGGCCAAGGGGUGCGAGGUCGACGUCAACCGCGUCAACGAGGUCUCGGACAGCACCGGCAUGCUGGUCGACCUGCCGCCGUACGCGUGGAACCACACGCGCGAGUUCUGGGACGAGUCCUACCUCAGCCGCGAGUACCGGCUCCGAGAGAAGCCCCGGACGGACCUGCUCGGCUACCGCAUGUCGGGCACGCCUGACCCGACGUGGCGCUGCCACCUCCGGUGCGCCGAGAGCCCCUGGAUCCGGGAGCACAAGGUCCAGGGCGACAUCCUGUACCCCGGAGCCGGCAUCGUCAUCAUGGCCAUCGAGGCGGCUCGCCAGCUUGCCGAGGAGCACGACACGGAGGAGAUCCACGGAUACGAGCUCCGCGACGUGGCCAUCGACACCGCGCUGAGAGUGCCCGACACGGAGAAGGGCAUCGAGGUCAUGAUCCAGCUCCACGCCCGCCGGACCGGGACCAAGGCCGCGCCGUCCGCCACCCUGAACGAGUUCUCCGUCUCGUCGUGGUCCGAGGAGAUCAGGGAGUGGACCGUCCACGCCCGGGGCCUCGUGUCCGUCACCUUCAAGUCGGCCCUCUCCCCCUCGAUGCAGCGCGAGCUGGCCCUCGAGAACGAGCGGUACGCGCAGUCGUUCGCCGACGCCAGGAAGAUCUGCCAGAAGCCCGCGCGCAGCUUCCUCUACGACACCGUCGAGACCAUCGGGAUGCAGUACGGCCCGACCUUCCGCAACAUGACGGAGCUGUUCGCCGGGCCGAACGCGAGCUACGGCGUCAUCAGCGUGCCGGACACCAAGUCGGUCAUGCCCAAGGGCUUCGAGUACCCCAACGUCGUCCACCCUGCCACGCUGGACUCGGUGCUCCACCUCCUGUUCCCGUCCAUCAGCGGCGAGGACCAGUCUCUCAGCGAGGCCGUCGUCCCCUUCUCCUUCGACCGCAUCUUCGUCUCGGCCAGGCUCUCGGGCGUGCCGGGCACCAGGCUCCACGGAUGCUCCACGGCCCAGAAGACCAGCUACACCACGUGGAAGUCCUCCAUCACCAUCUCGGAGGACCUCUCGGAGCCCAUGAUCGUCAUGGAGGGCGUCUCCCUGGCCUCCGUCGGCGAAGGCGACGCCCAGAAGACCCAGGAGACCAGGGCCUCCUGCUUCGGCCAGACCUGGCACGAGGACGCCGACCUGCUCGAGCCGUCGCAGGUCAAGGAGCUGGUGUACAGGCGCACGCUCAAGAGCAAGGACGACGAGUCCGUCCUCGACAAGCUCGAGUACGUCUGCCUCGUCCACAUCUACCGGUGCCUCGCCUGGCUCGGGAGCGACGAGGGCCGGGCGUUCGUGCCCCAGGACGGCUUCUGGAAGCUGUACGUCGAGUGGAUGCGCGACACCAUCAAGCAGUUCCCCCCCCUCGCCGGCAGCGAGGCCGAGGUCGAGGCCGAGCUGGACGCCGCGCGCAAGAGGAUCGUGCUGUCCGAGAGCGGCGACAUCACGGUCCAGAUGGUCGACCGCAUCGGCGAGAACCUCAGGAGGAUCUUCUCGCGCGAGGUCGAGCCGCUGCAGGUCAUGACGGAGGGCGACCUGCUGUACUCGUUCUACCGCGGCGCCUUCGGCACGAGCUUCAACACCAACGUGGCCGAGUACGUCGGCAUGGUCGCCGACAAGAGCCCCGGCGUCAAGAUCCUCGAGAUCGGCGCCGGCACCGGCGGCACCACGUACCACGUCCUCGAGCGCCUGCGCAACCCCGACGGCAGCUCCAAGGCGGCCAAGUACUGCUUCACCGACAUCUCGCCCGGCUUCCUCGCCAAGGCCGCCGACCGCUUCUCCGAGGACGCGUCCAUCAUGGAGUUCACGACGCUCAACAUCGAGAACGAGCCGGCCGAGCAGGGCUUCGAGCCCGAGAGCUACGACCUCAUCGUGUGCGCCAACGUCCUCCACGCCACCAAGAGCAUCCAGGAGACCCUGGCCCACUGCAGGUCGCUGCUCAAGCCCGGCGGCCGCCUCGUGCUUUCCGAGGUCACCAUCAAGCGCAUCUUCUCCGGCUUCAUCAUGGGUCCGCUGCCCGGUUGGUGGCUCGGUGAAGACGACGGCCGCAAGGGCGGCCCCUUGCUGGACGUCGACGAGUGGAACACCGCGCUGGUCCAGGCUGGCUUCUCGGGUGUUGAUGUCGACAUCCGCGGUGACCGGGAGGUUUCGAGAGAGCCCGUCUCCUUGAUCCUCUCGACCAAGCCGGAGGCACAAGCCCCUGGCCCGUCUCAGUUCGUCAUCGUCAGCACGGGAUCCGAAGCCUCCGAGAAGCUCUCCCUCUCCAUCCAGAAGCAGCUUGUCUCUGCAUCUCAGGACGUCGCCGUCCUUCAGUGGAACGACCUCGACGAUGCCUCCAACGGCCAAGUGGAAGGCAAAUACUGCCUCUGCCUUGCGGAGUGGGAGAACCCGGUGCUCUCCAACCUCACGGAUGCCGACUGGGAGAGGCUUCGCCAUGUCAUCCUCCGCUCCGCCGGCACUCUCUGGAUCACGGGCGGUGCCGCCAUGGAAUGCCCGGAGCCGAUGAAGUCCCUGAUGGUUGGUCUCUCGAGAGCCAUCCGCAACGAGAACGCCGGAGUCCGCCUCGCCACCCUCGACCUGGAGACGCCCAGCACCAUCGACUUUGACGACGCUGCCAAGAACGUUCUCAAGGUGGCCCUGAGCCACAGCCGCGGCGAUGGGUUCGACGGGGAGUACGCCGCCCGCGGCUCCGUCGUCUACGUCCCCCGCGUGGAGAGGACGCUCGGCGUGGACGCCUCCCUCCGCAAGUACGAGGCCAAGGGCCAGCCGGAGCUCGUCUCCUUCAAGGGCUGCGGCCGGCCCCUCAAGCUCACCAUCAAGACGCCCGGCCUCCUCGACACGUUCCGGUGGGAGGAGGACGAGGUCUACUACGAGCCCCUGGCCGAGGACUGGAUCGAGGUCGAGGUCAAGGCCGUCGGCCUCAACUUCAAGGACGUCCUCGUCGCCCUGGGCAACCUCGCCGAGAACAAGCUGGGCGUCGAUGCCUCCGGCGUCGUCACGCGCGUCGGAGCGGCCGUGUCCGACUUCAAGCCCGGCGACCGCGUCAUGACCGCCUCGUGCGACACCUUCGCCACCUACGUCCGCUUCCCCGCCAAGGGCGCCAUCGCCGUCCCCGAGACCAUGACCUUUGAGGAGGCGGCCUCCAUGCCCCUCAUCUUCCUGACGGCGCAGUACUCCCUGGUCACGGCCGGGAACCUCGUCAGGGGCGAGAAGAUCCUGAUCCACGCCGCCGCCGGAGGUGUCGGCCAGGCCGCCAUCAUGAUCGCGCAGCGCAAGGGGGCCGAGAUCUUCGCCACGGUCGGCUCGGACGAGAAGAAGCAGCUCAUCAUGGACCAGUACGGCAUCCCCGAGGACCACAUCUUCAGCAGCCGAGACGCCAGCUUCGCCAAGGCCGUCAUGCGGGCCACCGACGGCCGCGGCGUCGACGUCGUGCUCAACUCCCUCGCCGGCGAGCUCCUCCGCGUGUCGUGGCACUGCCUGGCCAAGUUCGGCCGGUUCCUCGAGAUCGGCAAGGCCGACCUCUUCGCCAACACGGGCCUGGACAUGAAGCCCUUCCUCGACAACAAGGCCUACAUCGGCGUCAACCUGCUCGACUUUGAGAACAACCCGACGCCCCGCGCCGUCGCCCUCUGGGAGGACACGGCCAGGCUCAUCCACGACGGGUCCGUCAAACCCAUCGCGCCCCUCCAGCUCUUCUCCAUGGCCGAGGUCGAGAAGGCCUUCCGGUACAUGCAGGCCGGCAAGCACAUGGGCAAGGUCGUCGUGCGCGUCGACGACGCCGACAUGGUCCCCGCCGUGCCCCGGAUCCCGCGCGUCGACAUCCACGCCGACGCCACCUAUGUCAUUGCCGGCGUCGGCGGCAUCUGCAAGGAGAUUGGCCGCUGGCUGGCCGAGAAGGGCGCCAGGCAUCUCGUCCUGCUGUCCCGCUCGGCUGCCAGCGGCGAGGAGAACAAGGCCUUCGCUGCCGAGUUGCAGAAGACUUUCGGUGCCGCCACGUACGCGUACGACUGCGACGUCGGAAACAAGACGGCGCUCGGUCAGGUCCUGGACGACCUCAAGUCCAAGGACGUUCCCGAGAUCAAGGGAUGCGUCACUGGCGCCAUGGUUCUCCGGGACACCCUGUUUGACGCCAUGACCGCGGACCACGUCCGGACCACCGUCGGUCCCAAGGUCCACGGCACCUGGAACCUGCACGAGCUCCUCCCCAAGGAGCUCGACUUCUUCGUCAUGCUCAGCUCCCUCGCGGGCGUCAUGGGCCACCGCGGCCAGGGCAACUACGGCUGCGGCAACAUCUUCCAGGACUACUUCGCCGCCUACCGUCGCGCCCUCGGUCUGCGCGCCAUGACGGUCGACAUCGGCUACCUCCUCAGCGUCGGCUUCGUCGCCGAGCAUGACGAGUACGUCGACCACGUCAAGGCCAUGGGCCUCAAGGUCAUGCACAAGAGUGACCUCCACGGCCUCAUGGCCACCGCCCUCGAGGGCUCCGGCGCCCACCCGGCCCAGGUCAUGUGCGGCCUGCCGUACAACGAGCACGACGACGCCUGGUACUGGAUCCAGGACCAGCGCUUCGCGGGCCUCAGGAAGAAGGCGUCCGGGGCCGGGGCCGGCGGCUCCGCCAGCGUCUCACUGCGCGACGAGCUCGUCCGGUGCGGCAAGGCCGACGGCGAGGCGGUGGACCUCAUCACCUCGGCUCUCGUGCAGCGCCUGGCGAAGCUGAUGAUGAUGCCCGAGGACGACGUCGACGCCGGCAAGCCGCUGAGCGCGUACGGUGUCGACAGCUUGGUCGCCGUCGAGGUGAGGAACUGGAUCGCCAAGGAGGUCGCCGUCGAGGUCAGCGUCUUCGACAUCAUGGCCAACAUUCCGAUGAGGCAGCUUGCGGCGGACUUGGCCGGCAAGAGCAAGCUUCUCGUGCAGGAGGCUUCAUAG